GGUCACACCAACAGUCAGAGGUCUGAGCUGCAGCUCCUGACCGUUACCUCCACAGGAGGAGGACCGAGGAGCAGACAAAGGGUUCAGUGUGCAGCAGCCUGCACCUCCUCCUGAACCUGCACCUCCUCCUGAACCUGCACCUCCUCCUCGUGCACCGGACAGGACAGGAUCUUCAGAUUAACCCUCCUCAUCCUCAGCAGCAUGCCGGGCUGGAGGAGGAACCUCACUUUCUGCCUGCAACGGAUGCACGAGGAAGAUGACGGCCCAUAUGGAAAAACGAAGGACAUCUCUGGUCCUGAACAUACCAUGACCAUGAGGAGACACAGUAUACCAGAAGCUCUGCGGGGCGUGACCAUGGUGGAGCUGGUCAAGAAAGAAGGCAGCACACUUGGACUGACCAUCUCAGGAGGAACCGACAAGGACGGCAAACCACGGGUAUCAAACCUGCGGCCCGGAGGACUGGCAGCCAGGAGCGACCAGCUUAACGUCGGAGACUACAUCAAGUCUGUUAACGGCAUCAAUCUGACCAAACUGCGACACGAAGAGAUAAUUAGUUUAUUGAAGAACGUAGGGGAGAGAGUUCUGCUGGAGGUGGAGUACGAGCUGCCCCCUACAGCACCAGACAGCACCUCAGGGCUUAUAUCAAAGACAAUCGACAUCUGUUUACACAAAGAGGGGAGCAGCUUCGGCUUCGUCAUGAGAGGCGGUACCCAUGAAGACUGGCACAAGUCCCGCCCCUUAGUCGUCACCUACGUCAGGCCUGGAGGCCCUGCAGACAGAGAAGGCACUCUGAGUCCCGGUGAUCGUCUGUUAAGUGUUGAUGGCGUUCCGCUGCAUAACGCCAGCCACAGCGACGCCCUCAGCGUGUUGGCUCAGUGCGGCCAGGAGGCUCUGUUUCAGAUCGAGUACGAUGUCACCAUCAUGGACACGGUGACAAAUGCUUCUGGUCCAUUGUUGGUGGAGAUUGCUAAAUCACCAGGAGCGACGCUGGGCAUCACGCUGACAUCAGCAAAUCAUAGAAACAAACAGGUCAUUGUGAUCGACCGGGUAAAACCUGCCAGUGUAGUGGACAG
Molecule: messenger RNA, 1073 nt
Organism: Austrofundulus limnaeus
Lineage: Eukaryota; Metazoa; Chordata; Actinopteri; Cyprinodontiformes; Rivulidae
Product: glutamate receptor-interacting protein 2
Biological process (GO): neurotransmitter receptor transport, endosome to postsynaptic membrane
Molecular function (GO): protein binding
Source: RefSeq, a predicted model, not a curated record